Dreissena polymorpha is the source of this 1952-nucleotide messenger RNA. Its product is annotated as fibropellin-1-like. Bases 1 to 1617 code for a protein of 538 amino acids. Gene Ontology annotation, molecular function: calcium ion binding. NCBI's taxonomy places the organism in Eukaryota, Metazoa, Mollusca, Bivalvia, Myida, Dreissenidae. The transcript has 12 exons. The record is from RefSeq and is a predicted model, not a curated record.
AUGAAACGACAGGUAUCAAAUUACAACCUUUUUUCAAGAAUCACCUCCUUCACGCUGCUAGACCCGCCCCCUAAUGUGAAGCAGUCCACUCUGGGAAAUGACGGUAAGUUCCGCCCAGGGGUGUUUGCUGUUGACCUUUCUUGGAUCCCGACUGGGGCCGAAACAGGAGAGAAAAAGAUAUGCGUUGAAGCAACGGAUGAAUACUUGUUGAGCCAUCAGCAUUGCGUCACUGUCACAAUUGCAGUCGUUGACCCGUGUAUCAAUACGCUCUGCCAACAUAAUAGCACUUGCAUAAGACAUGGAUUUACAAAUAUAUUCACAUGCGAAUGUGCACCUGGGUAUACAGGAAGUCGUUGUGAAACAGAUAUCGACGAAUGUGCCAGCGCUCCGUGUCAGAACAACGCCACGUGUUUUGAUUUGGUAAACGAAUACUUCUGUGGUUGUCACGUGGUAUACAGCGGAGUUAAUUGUCAGACAGAUAUAGACGAAUGCUUAUUGCGCCCAUGCAAAAAUGGCGGAACGUGCAACGAUCAAAUCGGUUGGGCGAAAUGCACUUGUAAACCGGGAUUUACUGACGAAGUGUGCCAAACAGAUAUCGACGAAUGUGCCAGCGCUCCGUGUCAGAACAACGCCACGUGUUUUGAUUUGAUAAACGAAUACUUCUGUGGUUGUCACGUGGGAUACAACGGAGUUAAUUGUCAGACAGACAUAGACGAAUGCUUACUGCGCCCAUGCAAAAAUGGCGGAACGUGUAACGAUCAAAUCGGCUGGGCGAAAUGCACUUGCAAACCGGGAUUUACUGGCGAAGUGUGCCAAACAGAUAUCGACGAAUGUGCCAGCGCUCCGUGUCAGAACAACGCCACGUGUUUUGAUUUGAUAAACGAAUACUUCUGCGGUUGUCACGUGGGAUACAGCGGAGUUAAUUGUCAGACAGAUAUAGACGAAUGCUUACUGCGCCCAUGCAAAAAUGGCGGAACAUGCACCGAUCAAAUCGGCUGGGCGAAAUGCACUUGCAAACCGGGAUUUACUGGCGAAGUGUGCCAAACAGGAUUAGACGCUUGCGAGUCCAGGCCGUGUCAAAACGGGGGCACUUGUUCCUACCACGUGUCUUUCGGCUACGCAUGCCAAUGUGGGGAUAGCUGGCUUGGAAGGAAUUGCGAGUAUCGAUACGAAAAUGACACGUUCCUAUUGGGAAACAUUACUCAGAUGACCUCCAGCUACAUGCAUUACUCCGCCUGUGACUGUGUGGUAGCUGAACGACGACAGGAUAGAUGUUACCAAUACUCACGCAGCAAACACGCCGGAUAUGGGUUCCUGUCGGCUAUAGCUGGCAUCAUAACCGCUAUUUUUUUAUACAUUCUCUUUGAUGCUAUCUCCAACAAAACGCUUUGCUGCUAUCAGAAGACGAAUAUGGUUCAAAUGGAGAAAACGAUUCCUGAAAAUAAAGUAGUGCUACAUGUAGUAGAACCAACGGAACCAGAACCGAAAGUUGAAACGCUGGAAAAACUCGAGGCCCCGCGGAUCAGGAAGCACCAUUGCUGGGCAUGCGAGGUGAAGUACAACAAAGCACCCAUUCCAGCCUGGUAUAAACAGGGAUCAAGAACUAACAAACAUUAAACUGACUCACGUAUUAUUAAAACAUAGUUUUCAGUAAAGAUAUGCAAGGAUUUUAUCAAGCUGUAUUAGUUUUUUGUGUUUUUAUUAUAUUUUUGUCUUUACUGCAUCGAAAAUUGCAUAUAUGUGAGCACAACUAGGUUGUUGCGUGGUAAAGUAAAAUUGCAGUGCAGGGGAGAUCCUUUUAACAAAUUAUUUAAACACGCUUUUUGAAGACGUGUAAUGCUAUUUAUACGAAGAACUUUUAUUUCGAUACAUUUUUUUGUAUUUUCUAUACUGUAUCGUAUAAUAUUCUACGUAUAUUUUCACAUUUAUAUCGAAUAUAUGAAAAUAUCUUA